UUUACGGUUGCACAUUCGUCCUCUGCUCAAAUAUAUCCCCCCGCGUUAACGCCUGACCGCUGACCGUGUGGCUGGUUAUAAAAAGUCCAGAGUGAUGCAGGUUGUAGAAACUUAGUGUCAGUGUCUGGACGAACAGAUUGACCCCAUUGGAACACACAGACCCACUGAGUCAGCACUGUGCAUUUAAACAGAAUGGCGUCCCCUUCACCCCAUGACCGCAGCCGUAAAGAGGAUGACGAGGAUGACCCUGUUGAGCGGAUGAUAUCCCGCACUGGCUGUGCUGAGCUACACUAUGCAGUGCAGGAGUGCAUGGCUGAACACCAGGACUGGAGAUUGUGCCAGAGCCAGGUCCAGACUUUCAAAGACUGCAUGAUGAACUUCCAAAACGCUCGGAAAGAACAGCUGAGGAAGCAGCGGGCGGCCUCCACUCAGUCUGCUCCCAGCUGAACAACAACACUCCACACUCACACUGAAGACUGUACACAAUCUAAUUAUUCAGGGAAAAUAAACGAGAAUAAGCAGCUACAACAUCUUGUCUUGGACAUUCAUUUAAGAAGUGUCUGUAUUAUACAGUUUGUCCACCAGAGGGCGCCGCAAGGUUAAUUUGUUCUUAUUGUAAACUGUCCUGCUCAGUGCAUAUCUUGAUCUGAGUCACUACUGAUCUUAAAAAAAAUAAACAAACACAUUUAAUAAAGGAACAAAACUGA
Messenger RNA from Acanthopagrus latus (yellowfin seabream), 707 nucleotides. It is a transcript of the gene coa4, whose product is annotated as cytochrome c oxidase assembly factor 4 homolog, mitochondrial. Gene Ontology annotation, biological process: mitochondrial respiratory chain complex IV assembly. Lineage: Eukaryota; Metazoa; Chordata; Actinopteri; Spariformes; Sparidae. The transcript has 2 exons. The coding region runs from base 193 to 447 and encodes 84 amino acids. Gene Ontology annotation, cellular component: mitochondrial intermembrane space. The record is from RefSeq and is a predicted model, not a curated record.